UGCUAACAUCAGCUUCAUUUUUCUUCAAUCAGUUUAAAAUGCCGACCGAAGUGGCCGACAGCCCCACUCCAGGCCUGUAGGGGGCGCUGUGAAACAGUUCCGGUCACGCUGCGCUUCCUGUCACCUCCGUUGUUAGCACAUGUUCAGGAGGAGCAUCGUGAGGCGCUUCGGAACCGAGUGAACCUCGGGAUAAACUGGUGAAAUGACAGAAAGCAAAGCGGAGUCCGUCUCGCAGCGGCCCAGAGAGCUGCUGGCGCUGAACCCGGAGCUGGAGGUCGAGUUCAAGAAGAAGGUCCAAGAGGUGAAGAAGAAGAGCCGCGGCGGAAAGGGGAGCCGUGUAACUCCAGGUGUGGUGUACGUCGGCCAUCUUCCUCUGGGGCUGUUCGAGCCGCAGCUCCGGUCCUACUUUGAGCAGUUUGGGACUGUCCUACGCCUGCGGCUGUCCAGGAGCAAAAAGACCGGCGGCAGCAAAGGUUUCGCUUUCAUCGAGUUCGAAAGCGACGAGGUGGCGAAGAUCGUCGCGGAAACUAUGAACAACUACCUGAUGGGGGAGAGGCUCAUCAAGUGUGAGGUUCUACCUCCAGAGAAGGUCCACGAGAAGCUGUUCGUCGGGUCCCAGAGGAUGUUCCGUAGGCCGGCCCGGCCCGCUGUGACCCGGUACAACCGGAACCGCUCGCCAGAGCAGCUGGACGCCAUGACCCGCCGCCUGCUGAGGAAGGAGUCGCGACUGCGCAAGAAGCUGGCUCAGCAGGGGGUCCAGUACGACUUCCCCGGAUUUGCGGCCCAGAAGAAGACGACCUCCGCCGUCCUGGAUGCUUCGUCCUGCAGCGAUCAGACCACGCCCGUCUGUACGCCGUCCUUCCUGGAGAGGAGGAAGUCCACGGUCGUCCUGGACGAUGAGGAGGACAGUGAGAUCAUCCUGAAGAUGCCGGCGGCAGACAAAGAUGAUGAUGAUGACUGCAACAUGGAGGAAGAGGAGGACUCUGACAGCUCUGAGGAUGAAGAGGAGGCCCAGUGAAGGGUUUCAGUGUUUAAGGCGGACUGGGACAGUUUCUACCUCCAGACUGGAGCCAGAGCGACCCGAUUGGUCCAACAGAACCGGCUAGUCCAGGCUCGCUCUGCCCACUGGCUGCUCUGCUUCCUGCUUUAUUAUUAUUACUAUGAUGAAGAGUCUGUUCCUGUCAGUCCAUUGGAGAAUAUUCCCUGGUUCUGCAGCAGAGAAGCAGACUGGUCUGAAAUCUGGGCCUGAUCUGGACCAGCGCAGGGAAAACAUGGGCUGUGUCACAUGACCAAACAAGGACCGCAUGAACCCCAAACCUAAAACAAAAUAGGCCACACAUGUUCCCUGCUGGUCAGCUGGUGAUCCAGUGGACCAGUCAGAACCUUCUGGGCCGUCUCAGUCAUGAUGCUGGUCCAAUGAACCCAGAUGGAUGUUUUCAGACCUAAGAGCUCUGAUCUGCUGCAGUGCUAACAGCAGUUUCAUGGUUAAGGCGUUAGGAUCUGCAGCUGGGCGUCGUUCUGCUGUGCAGUGGAUUUUAGCGGGUCAGAAGCAAAGAAUGAAACAAAAACAGGGAAAUAUUUCAGUUUAAUAAAAUAUUCAGAGAUGCAGCGAUCAGAUCCCUGAUCGACCAGAUGGAUCCUCUCAGUACGGCUCAAGCUUCAUUAUUAAUUCAAUGUUAAAGUAAAACUGUAAAAGAAUAAAACUUUCUGUGGCAAUUCAUCAUAAGGAAUUGAUUUCAUAUUGUCUCCUUGGUAACUGGGCCACUGCUGGAUCCUUGUAGAAGGUGGUUCUUCUGGAGCCUACAGAGGGAUGCAGCUCUUUAAAAAAAAACAUGUUUAACUUUCAGCCAUACAUUGACUUAAAUUAGUUUCCAGUCUUUUUUUUCUUCUUAUAAAUAAAAAUCGUUGCAAAUAUG
This is a messenger RNA of Poecilia latipinna (sailfin molly), 1916 nucleotides long. RefSeq names its product nucleolar protein interacting with the FHA domain of MKI67 (gene nifk). The transcript is spliced from 6 exons. NCBI's taxonomy places the organism in Eukaryota, Metazoa, Chordata, Actinopteri, Cyprinodontiformes, Poeciliidae. The record is from RefSeq and is a predicted model, not a curated record. Gene Ontology annotation, molecular function: RNA binding. Bases 203 to 1018 code for a protein of 271 amino acids.